CCCCGCCCAACCAUGGCUUCGGCUUUGGAGGAGUUGCAGAAUGAUCUAGGAGAGGUAAAGGCGUUGCUAGAAAAGGCCACUAGGAAGAGAGUACAUGACUCCCUGACAGCUGGAAAAUCCAAGACUGAAAUAGAAAUAAAGAAUAAGAUGCAACGUAAAUCACAGAGGAAAGGAAAGCUUGACAGUGAAAAACCAGCUGCUGUGGUUGCUCCCAUCACAGCAAGAUACACAGUGAAGAUCAGUAAUUACGGGUGGGCUCAGUCAGAUAAGUUUGUGAAAAUCUACCUUACCUUAACCGGAGUUCACCAAGUUCCUGCUGAGAACGUGCAGGUGCACUUCACAGACAGCUCAUUUAGUCUUUGGGUAAAGAAUCUAAAUGGGAAGAGCUACUCUAUGAUUGUGAACAAUCUCCUGAAACCCAUCUCAGUAGAAGGCAGUUCAAAAAAAAUCAAGACUGAUACAGUUCUUAUCUUGUCUAGAAAGAAAGCGGGAAACACUCGGUGGGAGUACUUAACUCAGGUUGAAAAAGAGAGCAAAGAAAAAGAAAAGCCUUCCUACGAUGCUGAGACAGAUCCUAUGGAGGGAUUAAUGAAUGUUCUAAAGAAAAUUUAUGAGGAUGGAGAUGAUGAUAUGAAGUGA
Molecule: messenger RNA, 639 nt
Organism: Chinchilla lanigera (long-tailed chinchilla)
Lineage: Eukaryota; Metazoa; Chordata; Mammalia; Rodentia; Chinchillidae
Product: calcyclin-binding protein-like
Exons: 2
Coding region: 13-639 (208 amino acids)
Biological process (GO): heart development
Cellular component (GO): nucleus
Molecular function (GO): S100 protein binding; ubiquitin protein ligase binding; tubulin binding
Source: RefSeq, a predicted model, not a curated record